Messenger RNA from Sycon ciliatum, 2612 nucleotides. RefSeq lists its product as uncharacterized. The record is from RefSeq and is a predicted model, not a curated record. The transcript is spliced from 4 exons. The coding region runs from base 267 to 1289 and encodes 340 amino acids. Lineage: Eukaryota; Metazoa; Porifera; Calcarea; Leucosolenida; Sycettidae.
GUGUACAGAGCCGGUUAGUCCAGUCAACCAGCGGAUCAAGGUUAUGUGUUACUAGUAAGGUGACUCAGACAUCAGCACAGUCCAGGCAGUCAGUUAGGUGGAGAUCAGAUCAGUCUGGUCGUCAAGUCACUACGGUACGUGAUGCCAUUGAUACCAUUGAUUCAAUAUUUGAUAGCAUCGUGAAGACGCACACGUUUCAAACCAGCUAUCUACUAUCACAAUGUUCUCUCAUCCAACGACAUGUUCCUGAACUACGGAGUCCAGGCAUGAUUAGGGUUUCCCUUGAGGCAUGUGCUCUUGUCAAUGAGGAGAACACUGAUGUGACAAAGCUUACAGAGUCGUUACUUAAUCAGCUAGCCAGCCUACCUACUGAAAUCUGGCAAGAAGGCAAGAACCAACACAACCUGUUAUGGGCACUGUACUGGGCCGCAAAGUGCCGAUGUGCAACUCCAGGAUUCACGAAGUUACUACAACAGCAGCUUGAUGUCAUGUGCAUUGAGGAAUGUAGAGCUGUUGAUCGGUGUGCACAUGCAUUGUUUAUGUUAAAUAUGCCUGAUCGUCACCUGGCCCAGCACUUGAUGAAUCGCUACCUUACCAUCCAGAGUAGAGGUGAUCCCAAGUAUCGUCAUACUCAAGUACUCACACUACUUCUCUACUGUACACUGUGUGGUGUAGAGUGCAGUGCCUUGCUGAAGCUGAUCAGUAUUGAUCAUCUGAUACAGGAAUGCAAUCCUCGCCAUGUCCAACUGCUAUUUUUCCACAACACCCUCCCUGGUACUAAAGACCAGCGGCUACAGAUAUUGGAAACAUGUUUGGUGCGGUUCCGAAAGGCUGUGGCAAGUCGGUAUUCAGGUCGAAUGCAUGAUAUGCUGUCAUACUUCAUUGGCUCAAAGUACACCACUGGCCUUUCUCUGGUUGAUGGUGUGGACGUUCAAGCAUUCUGCGUAUUCAACCGAGACUAUGAACCAGUGGAGACUGACGCGUAUCCAGCUGAUGUGUACAAUGGUGUAUCCGUAGAUAUGACAGCAGCUAGACGUCAUGGCUUCAGUGUUGUGGCAUGUCUGGGUGUGAGUGACACUCGGUUACUACGUCAUCCGGCUUGUGCACCAAACGGAUAUACCACUCUUGAGGCAUCCGCACUCAAAUCUCAAGGAUGCUAUAUUAUCCCGGUGGUACUCAAACAUGGCGCUCGGUACUCGCAGAGAAGCAGACACUUUAUCCCGGAUUUGCUGAUCAAUUAUCCGCAUCACAUUGGCGUGUUCAAAGACCUGUUGCCAGCCAAGCAGUGAUGAAUAUACACACUGAUGUCAUACUUAACACUAUGGUCUCUCUGAACAGCAGAAUACUAUGCCGAAUUGUGCAGGAAGUGUGUGAUAUCAUGUGAGACUGGAAUAUGGUGUCCAUGUUCUGAUUUUUUAAAGUUAUUAUUUCUCCGAUUCCUUCCUUUUGCUGCUGAGCUGAGUAGCUGAGUAGCUGAGUAACCGAGUAACUGAGUAACCGAGUAACUGUGUAACUGAGUAACUGAGUACAUCGAAUGUGAGAGGGUAGUGCUGCUAGUGCUAGUGUAGUAUGCAUUGAUUUGUGUUUUUCAAAUCAAGGCAUUGUUGAGUGUGUGUGUGUGAUUACUUUACUUCCAAUUUUCUUUUUUUCUCUUCUGAGUGCGUAUACAAUGUACAUGUACGUUGAUAUUGUGAAUCCUCCACAUGUGUAUUUAGCUUCCAUUGUGCGUGAGUGUGUGUGUGCUUGUACAUUUAUAUCCCAUGAAGUUCGUUUUUCUUUGUGUGGGCAUAUACGUUGAUAUUGUGAAUCCUCCACAUUUGUGUUGUUCCUUCCAUUGUCCAUACAACACGUAGUACAUGUAGCGUCUGGAGUAGCCAGGAUCCUGAUUCUUGACUGAGCUAUGCAAAACACGUUAUAAAGGUGGUAGCGUCUGCCGUGAUCUGUGUGUGUGUGUGUGUGUGUGUGUGUGUGUGUGUGUGUGGGUGUGUGUGUGUGUGUGUGUGUGUGUGGUGUGUGUGUGUGUGUGUGUGUGUGUGUGUGUGUGUGUGUGUGUAUGUGUUCCGUCAGGCCGGCAAGUCAUGUGUCGGUGACAGGAGGACAACGACUAAAAGACUCUCUCUGAGCUGGCAUUGCACCAGGCGUGGGUCGAUUCACCCGUGAAACGUGACUAAGUACCAGCACAUGCACAGCUAGCUCAGCAAAUUUAUGAUGAAUUUUGAUGUUGAUGAAAUACACCAUGUAGCUGGUGAAAGAAACAAACAUGUGGCGAGAGUUCUGUGCUGAGCUCUCUUGUUUCUCUGGGUUGUUUUAUGUGAAAAAGAGAAGAAACACAUGAGAACAUUUAUUACUGGCUCAGUAUCCGAGUUUAUAUUUUAUGUGUAUGCUGAUGUGUGACGGUGUGGGUGUUUUCUGUAAGGCGGCACAAACCAUGUGAGAUCGAAUUGUGACUGAUCACGUGCGUUGCAGCCUGGUGACGUGGCUUGUUGCGUAUGAGGAUGUAGAAAUAACAUACAUGUAUGAUGUAGACCGAUCCUAGCGAUGGUCCUGACCUGGCUCUUUUUGUUAAUCAUCAACAAAUCACUACAAAUUCUACAAUAGUCAUGUAGAUGUAC